Molecule: messenger RNA, 330 nt
Organism: Ostertagia ostertagi
Lineage: Eukaryota; Metazoa; Nematoda; Chromadorea; Rhabditida; Trichostrongylidae
Source: the annotation of a GenBank genome assembly
AUGCAGUCAACAUUCCUUCUUUGUGUGUGCUCGGCUUUGGUGCUCAUCUUUGCGCAAGAAGAACCUGAAGGUAUAGACGACGAAGGAGGAGAUGCUGAAGAGAUCUACAACAAGACGUACUCCGAACAUCAGACAGCACUGGAGAAAGCGAUCUUCCGCGACUACGUGAGCACAAGAAGACCUGUGAGGAAUACAUCCCAACCACUGGAUAUUAACAUCCAUUUCCACAUCGUGCACGUGUCGAUCAACCAGGAGGAGCAAACAAUGACUGUCCAUGGGCAUCUCUACAUGGUACUUGUUCAUUUAUGGGAAAUACAUUUUCCGAAAUAA